Colletotrichum lupini is the source of this 2754-nucleotide messenger RNA. RefSeq lists its product as uncharacterized. The record is from RefSeq and is a predicted model, not a curated record. NCBI's taxonomy places the organism in Eukaryota, Fungi, Ascomycota, Sordariomycetes, Glomerellales, Glomerellaceae. Bases 1 to 2754 code for a protein of 917 amino acids. The transcript has a single exon. Gene Ontology annotation, biological process: carbohydrate metabolic process.
AUGUCUUGCCCAGCAAUCACGAAGCCUGUCUUUGACCACCACCACAGUGGCCUCGGUGUAGCAACAUCAAGGCCAAGGAUCUCAUGGCGAUUCGAAAGCACCGACGAGACCAUCGCUGGCUGGGUCCAGACUUCUUACGAGAUUGAGAUCAAAUUCGCUUCUGACGAGAAGCCCCAGAGCUUUCCCGAGGUCAGCGACCAAUCUGUGCUUGUGCCAUGGCCAGCAAGAGACCUAUCUUCUCGCGAAGCUGCGAUAGUUCGAGUGCGGGUGUAUGGGAAGAGCCUGGUCGAAGAGUCCUACGCCAAAGAAGAGCCAAGCGCGUGGUCUGAACCAGCAACUGUGGAAGCUGCGUUGCUGAAGAAAGACGACUUCAGAGCCAACUUCAUCACCGCGGCACAGCAAAUUGGACCUUAUGGCUCUUUGAGACCUAUUCGCUUCCGCAAGGAGUUCAUCUUACCCCAGGAGCUCGAUCUCAGAUCCUCUUCAGCUCGAUUGUACAUCACAUCUUUGGGUGUCUUCGAAGCCUGGAUCAACGGGAAGCCAGUCACAGACGAGUGCAUGGCUCCGGGUUGGACCAGCUACAAGCAUCGUCUCGUCUAUCGUAUCCUUGACGUGGAAAGGCUCUUGAUCCCAGGGGGCAAGAAUACGAUCUGCGUCGAGGUUGCGGAGGGGUGGUACGCCGGACGUCUCGGUUUCAAGGGCGGCAUUCGAUUUCGAUAUGGCGACACUCUCGGGCUAUUUGCGCAACUAGAAGUUGACCGAGGGUCUGGUACGCCAUGGAGCCUUCUGUCAGAUGAAUCUUGGUCUUGUGCUCCCAGCGCGCUUGUCAGAAGUGAGAUCUACGAUGGAGAAGUGUACGAUAUGCGGGAAGAGGAGGGGAAUUGGAAGUCCCCGGAAGUGACUCAGACGACAUCGGCCACAAGACUUCUCCCAUGGCCUCAAGCAACAAUGGUAGCACCAGACGCGCCGCCAGUACGAGUCAUUGAGACGAAGCCUUGUGUCAAGGUCUUUCUGAGCGAGACUGGAAAGACAAUUCUAGACUUUGGCCAGAAUCUUGUCGGUAAGCUCCUCGUCAAGUCAGUCCGCCCCCAGGAGGGAGCAGAGAUCACUUUCCGCCACGCCGAAGUGAUGGAAAACGACGAACUAGGCACCAGACCUCUGAGAGAUGCGAAGUGUUGCGAUACUAUCAUUGGAUCAGGGGAGCCUCUUCUCAACUGGUCGCCCAAGUUCACCUUUCACGGCUUCAGAUAUGUCCAAGUCGAUGGUUGGCCUGGCAGUGGUCCAUCCGAAGACGACAUCCAAGCUCUCGUGAUGCACACGGAUAUGAGGCGCAGAGGUUUCUUUGAAUGUUCGAACCCCUACGUCAACCAACUUCACAAGAACGUGGUCUGGUCUAUGCGGGGUAACUUCCUGUCGAUUCCAACGGACUGCCCUCAACGCGACGAAAGACUGGGAUGGACCGGAGACUUGCAGGUAUUUUGUCCUACGGCAACAUUUCUAUACGAUACAUUGGGGAUCCUAGGCAGCUGGCUUGAGGAUGUGGCGGCUGGACAACUGGAAGAAGGCAAGGGAGGAAUUCCUCCUUUGGUUGUUCCUCUGGCCAUUUCUCCUAACUGGCCACACAUCGCUCAGGCUGUAUGGGACGAUGUGACUGUUCUCGCGCCAGACGCGUUAUAUCAAUACAGCUCUGACAAGGGACUGCUUGAGAGGCAGUUUGUCAGCAUGCAAACGUGGCUUGACGAAGGAGUUGAUCGUGCUUGCGACGGUCUUUGGAACCCGGACAAGUGGCAGCUCGCCGACUGGCUUGAUCCAAGCGCACCUCCCGAUGAUCCUGGAAACGGUCGUACUGACGGUAUCCUUGUCGCGAAUGCUUACCUGGUACACACGACCGUGGUCUUCUCGCGCCUCUGUGCGGCGAUCGGAAAGCUUGAUUUGGCUGCCAAGUAUGCUAGUGAUGGCGAGAAGCUGAAACAACUAUUCCAGAGGCGUUACAUUACGCCCGAAGGUAACCUGAUGUCGAGUUCUCAGACUGGGCUGUCCCUUGCAUUUCAGUUUGGCCUGUAUCCCAACGACACAUUACAACGCCAGACUGCGGCAAAGGCUCUUGAGAAGCUGGUACGGACUGCGCGCUUCCACAUCAGUACGGGCUUUGCGGGUACGCCAGUGAUAUCGCAUGCGCUCACAAAGAUCGGACGCCCACAACUGGCAUAUCGUAUGCUUCUAGAGAAAACUUGUCCUAGCUGGCUGUACCCUGUCGUAUCCAAGGGGGCAACAACGAUAUGGGAGCGAUGGGACAGCAUGCUACCGGACGGGCGAAUCAACCCAGGACAGAUGACCAGCUUCAACCAUUACGCCCUUGGCGCAGUAGCAGACUGGCUUCACGGAUCUGUCGGCGGCAUCUCACCCCAAGAGCCGGGUUGGAGAGUGAUUCGUGUGGAACCUGUUCCAGGUGGGAACUUGACGAACGCUACUGUCACUUUUGACGGUCCUUAUGGAAAAGUGGUUUGCGAAUGGGUGCUGGAAGGCACGAAAUUCAACAUGUGGCUAGAAGUGCCGCCAAACUGCUCCGCAGUGGUGUUUCUACCUUCAGGAUUACCAAGGUCCUUUGCCGCGGAGACAUGCCAACAACGUCAUGGACUUGUGGUACAGUCAGGCGUCCACAAGUUUGAGGAUACCUUUGACCCGGGCGAGUGGCCGCCCCUGCCCUUCGUGGCGGCGAACCAGCCUCUGCCACCGAACACAAUCGCGGGCUAG